CUCACUUAGCACCUCCUCAAAUUGAUGUUCGCCAUUCUCAUCAUUUUUUCUUCUCCGUCCAGAUCUGCGACUACACACCGAAAUCGUCUCUCUUCAUUUUCUUACUCUUUUUUUUCUUUUAUUGCACUGUGUUGAAUUUGUUUCGCUGCUAUGAAUUGAUUGCAGUGCAGUCCUUUUUCCGUCAAUCAUCAGGCAUGUGGGACUGGUUUGAUCCCCAAAUGUGGUUGGAAGACCAUUUCACGCAUAUUUCUGAUUCUCUCAAAAAGAUAAAUAAAUUGGGGGAAGAAAAUGAAGAUUUGGUAGAAAAGCUCAAAUCAUUGAAGAAGAGUUUCACCCAUAUUGCUCAGGAGAGGCACACCAUGGAAGCAUUUGUGAAAAGCAGUCUUUAUUCAAGACAAAUAAUAAGGGCUUUAACAUUAGAUAUGUG
This is a messenger RNA of Cuscuta epithymum, 427 nucleotides long. NCBI's taxonomy places the organism in Eukaryota, Viridiplantae, Streptophyta, Magnoliopsida, Solanales, Convolvulaceae. The record is from the annotation of a GenBank genome assembly.